Messenger RNA from Moneuplotes crassus, 316 nucleotides. NCBI's taxonomy places the organism in Eukaryota, Ciliophora, Spirotrichea, Euplotida, Euplotidae. The record is from the annotation of a GenBank genome assembly.
AUGCUUCCGAAACAGUAUAGCUACUACUACCGCUACAUCCUAUAUGGGUUCAUUGCUUAUAAGACCUUUCAGUGAUACGACAAGCUGAAGGCGAUGCUGGCUCUGCAGCAGACCAAGAUGCAGCUGGUCUCUGAUAGGAGUAUUAAGCUGAAGCUUAGUACUGGAACAGAGGGACUGGACAUGGUGUCUUCGGAGCUGAUCCAGGAUGUGAUCAUGAAGAGGCUGGUUGAGAAUGAGGAUGGGCAAGGGAGUCAGAUGCCGGUCAGAGAGGAUGAUGAUGCUAUUAAUCUUUCGUAGGGGUUUCAGGCUAGAGUGA